Messenger RNA from Ambispora leptoticha, 1032 nucleotides. The record is from the annotation of a GenBank genome assembly. NCBI's taxonomy places the organism in Eukaryota, Fungi, Glomeromycota, Glomeromycetes, Archaeosporales, Ambisporaceae.
AUUUAUUUUCGCAAAGAUCUUCAAUUACGAAUCGUGGAAUUGGAAGCUCGACUUGCAAAAAGCGACAAGAGAAUCGCGGAUCUCUCGAAAUUAGUGACACGUCUCAACCAGUUUCGACAAAACGUGUUAGACUCGUUGGAAGAAAAUGAUCUUUCGGACUUCAAUAAUGCACGACAGCAACGGAAGGAAGCUGCUGCUGCGACUACAUCACAAAUUCUAUUAGACGACGAAACGGAGUAUUAUGAGGAUGAAUUUACCACUGCUAAUGCGGCGGCUGUUGGUGGUGGCACCGUUGCCGGUGGUGCGGAAAAUCGCCAUAUUUUUGAUAUGAGUGAAUUUGAAGAAUUCAGUGAUUCCAGAUCUGUUAGUCCCGCCACAGGAGAUAUGGACGAUUUAAGAAAUCCAUUUAAAAGAUAUAAAUCUAAUAUUCUCGCUUACCAUGCAAGAAUGCCAGUUACACGCGUUACGGAAAGUUCGACGAUACCUACAACGACAUCCACAAGCACAACAGUAUCAACCUCGACAACAGCUUCUUCAACCCCAAAAUCAAAAUAUUAUGAACCAGCAGCAGCAGCAACUGCAACUACUUCAGCAUUGUCAACACCAAUAAUAAAAUCUCAACAACAAGCUCGAUCGAAUGCACCAGCCUCAUCACCAUCUUCAGGAGGAAUUCGUGAAAUUACGGGUGGUAUCGCUGGUCUCGGUGUUGGUGCAGGUACAAAUGUUACAGGUAGUGGACAACGAAAAAAGAAUGUGACAUUUGCAUCUGAACGAAAAAAAUGGAAGAGCAGUAAUAUUGGUGGGAUUUCAAAACAAACGCAAUCUUCUAAUAACACAGUGGACGGUCGUGAAUUCUUUAGAAGAGCACGCGGAUUACUGACCAAUGAAGAAUUUAAUUCCCUAUUAUCAAAUGUUAAAGCAUACAAUAAUCGUCAACAAUCACGUCGACAAACUUUGGACAAUAUUCGCGGAUUGCUUGGAACUCGACAUCGUGAGCUAUAUGAGCAAUUUGUAAAAUUAUGGGAUUCAUAG